GGACAACGGAAAGCAGAUCAACUGUCCACACACACACAAACACUCACCUGUCACCAACACUUUCAGGGAGCUGAGCAGAACAUAUGGAAAGGACAAGUGUGUGACUCCGAAACAUCUGGCAAGUGGCAGCCGACUGUGUAGCAAUGGAGUUCCUUUUCCAGAUGCUGUUCUCCCCCCUGCCCACCCCGGCCAUCAUCUCCCUUUUUGCCCUGGCAGCUGCUACCCUGGUCUACCUCAACAGCCGGCCCGCACCCCUCCACUCCCCUGCUGACCUGAAAAGGCAAACGCUGGGAAUCAGGGAUGGAGCAAGGAAGAGUGCUUUGCUUGAAGAUAACAACAACCUGAUAUCCUAUUACUAUGAAGAUGGCAAGACAAUAUAUGAGGUUUUCCAGAGGGGGUUGAGAGUUUCAGGUAAUGGGCCAUGCUUGGGCUAUAGAAAACUAGGAAAACCAUACCAGUGGCUUAUGUACAAACAGGUGUCGGAUCGGGCAGAGUAUCUGGGGUCGGGGCUUAUUCACCAAGGCUUGAUGCCUAACCCAGACACCUUUAUUGGCAUCUUUGCUCAGAAUAGACCCGAGUGGAUUAUUGGUGAACUGGCUUGUUACACCUACUCCAUGGUAGCGGUUCCACUGUAUGACACCCUGGGUCCCGAUGCUCUGAUGUUCAUUAUCGACCAAGCUGAGAUUUCUACAGUGCUUUGUGACAAGCAAACUAGAGCUGAGAUUCUGCUGCAGAACCGAGAGAAAGGGCAGACGCCAGUACUUAAGACUAUUGUCAUUAUGGACUCCUUUGACUCUGAGCUGGUCAAGCGAGGAGCCACGUGUGGUGUGAACAUCUUGUCUAUGCGCGAUGUGGAGGUUCUGGGUAAAGAAAAUCUACAAAAGCCAGUUCCACCAAAGCCAGAGGACCUUAGCAUCAUAUGCUUCACCAGUGGCACUACAGGAAACCCUAAAGGAGCAAUGUUGACCCAUGAGAAUGUAGUUGCUGAUGCUGCAAGCGUGUUAAAAAGCUUUGAGGUAGCAGUUGCUCCAACUUCCCAGGAUGUCAGCAUUUCAUUCCUGCCUUUGGCGCACAUGUUUGAAAGGGUUGUACAGACAGUGAUCUAUGGUGCCGGGGCCAAGGUGGGCUUCUUCCAGGGGGACAUCAGACUGCUGCCAGAUGACAUGAAAGCCCUUCAGCCGACCAUUUUCCCAGUGGUGCCGCGACUUCUUAACCGUGUGUAUGACAAAGUUCAGAGUGGGGCCAAGACUCCUUUUAAGAAAUGGCUGCUUAACUUUGCUGUGGAGAGGAAAUCUACUGAAGUGAAGGAUGGCAUCAUCAGGAACAACAGUAUUUGGGAUAAGCUCAUCUUUCACAAAGUUCAGGAAUCCCUGGGCGGACGUGUGCGGGUGAUGGUGACGGGAGCUGCACCCAUUUCUCCCUCUGUUCUCAGUUUUCUGAGGGCAGCGCUGGGUUGUCAGAUUUUCGAGGCAUAUGGCCAGACAGAGUGCACUGCUGGUUGUACCUUCACCAUGCCGGGAGAUGCCACCUCUGGGCAUGUCGGGGUUCCUCUCCCUUGCAAUGUUGUGAAGUUGGUGGAUGUUGAGGAGAUGAACUACUUUGCCUCCAAUGGUGAGGGAGAGGUCUGUAUCAUGGGUAAAAAUGUGUUCAAGGGGUACCUGAAAGAUCCAGAGAAGACUGCAGAGGCCUUGGAUAAAGAUGGUUGGCUCCAUACAGGGGACAUUGGUAAAUGGCUUCCGAGUGGAGUCCUGAAGAUCAUCGACCGAAAGAAGAAUAUUUUCAAGUUGGCUCAAGGAGAGUACAUAGCACCAGAGAAAAUUGAGAAUGUCUAUGUACGCAGUGCACCCGUGGCCCAAGUGUUUGUACAUGGAGACAGUCUACAGUCCACCUUGGUAGCCAUUGUAGUCCCUGACCCUGAGGUACUGCCAAGCUAUGCAGAAAAUCUGGGCCUCAAAGGCUCAAUGGAGGAACUGUGUAAAAACAUGGAAAUCAAGAGGGCCAUUCUUUCUGACAUGACCAAACUGGGCAGUAAAGCAGGACUGAAGUCUUUCGAGCAGGUGAAAGAUGUGCACCUCCACCCAGAGCAGUUCACCAUUGAGAAUGGUCUGUUGACUCCCACACUUAAAGCCAAGAGAGCUGAACUAAAGGUUCUUUUCCAGCCACAGAUUGACAAACUUUAUGCCAGCCUCCAAUAAGCGGACAAGCCAAUGCAUCGGCAGCUCCUGUUUUGGCUGCACUCUGUACUGUAACCCUUUUUGAAUUUGACAUUAAAAGUUGGAAUUGA
This is a messenger RNA of Lampris incognitus (smalleye Pacific opah), 2284 nucleotides long. RefSeq names its product acyl-CoA synthetase long chain family member 5 (gene acsl5). Gene Ontology annotation, biological process: long-chain fatty acid metabolic process. The transcript is spliced from 21 exons. Lineage: Eukaryota; Metazoa; Chordata; Actinopteri; Lampriformes; Lampridae. The record is from RefSeq and is a predicted model, not a curated record. Gene Ontology annotation, cellular component: mitochondrion; endoplasmic reticulum; membrane. Gene Ontology annotation, molecular function: arachidonate-CoA ligase activity. Bases 144 to 2195 code for a protein of 683 amino acids.